Nicotiana tabacum (common tobacco) is the source of this 2724-nucleotide messenger RNA. RefSeq names its product scarecrow-like protein 14. The record is from RefSeq and is a predicted model, not a curated record. Lineage: Eukaryota; Viridiplantae; Streptophyta; Magnoliopsida; Solanales; Solanaceae.
UUGCUUCUUUUCUUCUCCUUCACAGAAGGUUCCCUUUCCCUUUUUCUCUUGGCUUAGUAUUGACUCCUUGGGCUUUAAUAUUCAUAUCCUCUUCGCAUUUUUUUUGCCGUUUCAUUCUCUUAAAUAAAAGUGAGAGAGUGCCUCCCAUUUUCACUUCAUCGCGCAACUUCUCUUUAGUCUAAGAUUGUGCACGUCUAUGGAUCCUCGGUUCAAUCCGUUGCCUCAUCCAGUAAACACUUUCGAGUUCGAAGAUCAGAUCAAUUUGUCUAGCUUUGAGGAAUCACUGAAUCAUCCUCUCAGUUAUACGAAUGACUAUGUAGCUUUUGGUGCCCCUUACAAUACAUCAAGCCCAGACGUUGGUAACUUUGCUCCAUCCUCAAAUGUGAGCUCGGAAGUGGACUCUCCAGAUGAUCACGACUCUGAUUCUCUAUUCAAGUACCUUAACCAGAUACUAAUGGAGGAGAAUAUUGAAGAUAAGCCCAGCAUGUUCCAUGAUCCGCUUGCUCUAAAAGCUGCUGAGAAGUCCUUCUAUGAAGCCCUUGGCAAGUCGUACCCUCCUUCACCCUAUCGUACCUCUGAUUAUGUUGACCAUCAGUUAAAAAGCCCAGACAGCAUUUUCUGGAAUUCCAGCGAGCAUAGUACAAGUAGUAGCAAUACUGGUACUAAUUCCACCGAUACUCAAUGGGUUGUUGAUCCUGGAGAAUCUAGGUUGCCUGUCGAGAGUCAUCCAUCGGAAUACAACGUCCGACCUUUGGUGCAGAGUAACUCAGAGAGGUCCCGUGGUUCUUUAAAUAACUUCAAUAAUUCAAAUGCCCAUGUGGACUCUUUAGUAAAUCCUAAUGUUGUUUCAAAUGUAUUUACUGAUAGUGAGUCCAUCUUACAGUUCAAGAGAGGGAUGGAGGAAGCUAGUAAAUUCCUUCCAAACCUCAGUCAAUUUGUCAUCGAUUUGGAUAAUUAUACAUUGCCUCCAAAGAUGGAGGAAGUAUCCAAAGAGGCUGUCGUCAAGGUAGAGAAGGAUGAGAAGAAUCACUCACCUAAUGGCACGAAAGGAAGAAAGCAUCAGUAUCCCGAGGACAGUGAUUACGAGGACGAAAGGAGCAACAAACAAUCAGCAAUAUAUGUGGAGGAGGUUGAGUUAUCAGAGAUGUUUGAUAGGGUUCUGCUUUGUACAGAUAAGGGGACAGGAUGUGGUGAUGUCAAGUGUGAGAUGCCAUCUGAAGUAAACAAAAGUUCAGAUCAGAAUGGACAAGCACAUGGAUCAAAUGGUGGAAAAACUCGUGCUAAAAAACAAGGGACUAAAAAUGAAGCUGUGGAUCUAAGGACUCUCUUAAUUAGCUGUGCACAAUCUGUUGCUGCUGACGAUCGCAGGACGGCAAAUGAACAGCUAAAGCAGAUCAGGCAGCAUUCUUCACCCACAGGUGAUGCAUACCAGAGGCUGGCCAGUGUAUUUGCAGAUGGCCUUGAAGCUCGUUUGGCUGGCACUGGCACUCAACAAUAUGCUGCCCUUGCCCCGAAAAGGAUCACAGCUGCUGAGAAAUUGAAAGCAUACCAGGUUUACCUUUCGUCAUGCCCGUUCAAGAAAAUAUCAAUAUUGUUUGCGAAUAAAAUGAUCUUCCACACAGCAUCGAAUGCCAGGACAUUGCAUCUCAUAGAUUUUGGUAUAACAUACGGUUUCCAGUGGCCAAUACUCAUCCAGAUUCUCUCACAGAUACCUAGUGGGCCUCCAAAGCUUCGCAUUACUGGAAUAGACCUUCCCCAACCUGGCUUCAGGCCAGCAGAAAGCUUAGAACAGACAGGGAGCCGCUUGGCAAAAUAUUGCGAGCGCUUUCAUGUUCCAUUUGAGUAUAAUGCGAUAGCUACACAGAAUUGGGAGAAUAUUAAAAUUGAAGACUUGAAACUUGCAAGUGGCGAGACUGUUGCUGUGAACUGUCUUUUUCGUCUUAAGAACCUAUUGGAUGAGACGGUGGUUGUGGACAGUCCAAGGGAUGCAGUUCUGAGCUUAAUUAGAAAGAUGAAUCCAGAUAUCUUUGUGCAAGCUGUAGUCAAUGGAUCUUACAGUGCACCCUUCUUUGUCACUCGCUUCAGGGAGGCCCUCUUCCACUACUCAACUCUCUUUGACAUGUUUGAUGCUACUUUACCCCGUGAUGAUCAGCAGAGGUUGCAUUUUGAACAAGAAUUUUAUAGGCGCGAGGCAAUGAAUGUAAUUGCUUGCGAAGGGUCCGAGAGGGUUGAGAGGCCUGAGACAUAUAAGCAGUGGCAGGUCCGCAAUAUGAGGGCUGGAUUCAAGUUGCUUCCCUUGAACCAACAACUCAUGCAGAAGUUAAGGUGCAAGGUAAAGGGGGGAUACCACCGAGAUUUUGUGUUUGAUGAGGAUGGUAAUUGGAUGUUACAGGGUUGGAAAGGCCGGGUAGUAUGUGCUAGCUCGUGUUGGGUGCCAGCAUAGAAGUAUCUGAAACACGUUCAUUGUCAAACUCAAAAUCCUGAGGUCUCCAAAAAGAUCAUGGGAGGACUGCAUUCAUGCAUGAGAUUGCACUUCUGUAUUCAGCUGCUUUGGCCGGCGGCACAAUUUUCUUUUUAGUUCAUAGGAUGCUGUUAUGUAGCCAAAACCGAUGUGUUAUGUAGCCAUUCUGUACAUAAUGUUGUCCCUAGAAAGGAUUGGUUUUUGCUAAUCUUGAUUAAGCUUAGUAUGGUGAAACACAUAGUUGAAACUGUUUGUGCGACUUA